This is a messenger RNA of Cuscuta epithymum, 1900 nucleotides long. The record is from the annotation of a GenBank genome assembly. Lineage: Eukaryota; Viridiplantae; Streptophyta; Magnoliopsida; Solanales; Convolvulaceae.
GUUUAUGAUAAAAAACAGAAAUGCUUAAGUUAUAGGCUUUGGCCUUCGGUAUUGAGGCUUGACGGCCCCAUGCCUUCUAGACAUCUUUGCUGGUUGAAGACGCGUUGACUAACCGUACAAAGUUUCAGCCGGAGACUCGGAACGACACAGUCGGGAAGCAAGGCCGCUAGCCAGAGACACAUAGACUCGCCGUGGUAGACAUCUUUGCAAUUGAUCAUCUCCAGCGAUUAUCAGUUUCUUGCGGAGGUUGCAGAAGUUGUGCCGGGGGCAUUUGGCGCAGCGAGUUUGAUCGUAUGGCGUACCGUCGAAGGCAGCAAGUGCGUGGAACUUCCACUUUCAGGGAAGAAGUCGUUAGUCCGCGCAACCCUCCUUCGCCGAUUUCGAUUUCACUCCCCGGAGAAAACUCCUCUUCAUCGUCUGCUUCGUCUUCGCUCGCUGCUAAGGCCAUCAGAGCAUCAUCGGCGCAUCGGGACUUUUCUCUGUCAUCGGCCUAUGGAGAGUCUGCCGUGUCAUCUCCUAGUCCUAGGGAAUCUAAUCCUAUUAGAUCUUCCUUCCCCUCUUCAUCAACAAAGAAUUCAUCCAACUAUGCAUAUACUUCAAUGAGAAACUUGAAUGAAUCCAAACAAGGAUUUUGGAGUGCACUGGCCAGAAAAGCAAAAUCCAUUCUUGAUGAUGAUAAUGCGGAUCAACAGCAACAUCAAGCUGCAGGUGGGACAACGAUACAUCAGAUGUCUGAUACCACAGCAAGGGAUCAGCUUUAUGAUUCACAACAGCCACUAGAAGGGCAAAGAAAACCAGAAAGUCAUAAAGUGCAGAAAGGAUUAGAUGCCAUUGCAUCUUCUAUUAAUUAUAUUGGUGGCACCAUUGGAAAUGCUUUGGAGGAGGGUCGUGCAGUUGUGGAGAAUAGAACUGCAGAUAUUCUUCAGGAAACACGAAAGCUGCAAAUAAGGAAAAAGGGUAGUACUUCUGCACAGAACGAAGCUUCAGAUGUUAGUGGAACACGGCAAAAAACUGUCAUGUGGAACCAUAUGCAAAAGCAGCCACAGACUGAUUUAGACACUCAGCUGAAAGCAUCUCGCGACGUUGCGAUGGCUAUGGCUGCAAAAGCAAAAUUACUAUUACGGGAGCUGAAGACAGUAAAAGCUGAUCUGGCUUUUGCAAAAGAGCGUUGUGCACAAUUAGAAGAAGAAAACAGAGUUCUUAGACAAAGCCAUGAAAAAGGUGGCAAUCCAGAAGAUGAUGAUUUGAUAAGGCUCCAACUGGAGACACUUUUGGCUGAGAAGGCAAGGUUGGGUCAAGAGAACUCAGUCCUUACGCGUGAGAACCGUUUCCUAAGGGAAAUUGUAGAGUAUCACCAGCUCACCAUGCAGGAUGUUGUGUACCUGGAUGAAAAUAGUGAAGAGGUCACUGAAGUUUACCCUGUAAAGGUUUCAAGUCACUUGGAUAGCAGUGACCUCUCAACUCAUCCAGUGCCAUAUUCAGAACUCACUGAUCCUUCUCAUGGUGCUGUUGCAUCCUACAUACCUGAACAAACAAAUAAUGUUUUGGGAAGACAGUCAAGGACAUUUUCGUAAGAAUGGUUUCUUUUGAUAUUGUUUUUUAUUUCUCUCUUAUUUUCUGGGUGAGCGUCCGAUUUCAGUGGGGUCAUGUGUCUUUUAUAUGGUUUUGUAUAUUUAAAUCCAAUCUUUAGUCCUGUACAGAAGGGAACUAAACAUUCCAAGAUGGCAGGAAGAAGCAAUAACUCUUGUUUUCACCCAUGUUUUACAAAAAAAAGCUUAGAGUAAUGGGGGAUUUGGGGGGGGGGGGUGUUGUUAUUCUUGAACCCGGCAAAAGCUCGCUCUUCAAGUGUAUACUGACUUAUGAUGGAAAAUUAAAUUGGGAACCUUUAAUAAGGUUGUGC